This is a messenger RNA of Helianthus annuus (common sunflower), 1826 nucleotides long. RefSeq names its product omega-hydroxypalmitate O-feruloyl transferase. NCBI's taxonomy places the organism in Eukaryota, Viridiplantae, Streptophyta, Magnoliopsida, Asterales, Asteraceae. The record is from RefSeq and is a predicted model, not a curated record. The transcript has 2 exons. The coding region runs from base 209 to 1597 and encodes 462 amino acids. Gene Ontology annotation, molecular function: acyltransferase activity, transferring groups other than amino-acyl groups.
GUGAAGGGUGAAUUAACAUUACAAAAAAUAGCAAUGGGUUGUUUUAAACAAAGCCGACACCUUGAUCUUUUUUACUUGUUGUAUUCUGUUAAAUAAUAUUUUUUUUUCACACACUAAAAGAAAAAAAAAAACUUUGUUUUGAUUUGAUGUUAGUAGAUUGAAAAGUUAAGAAGCUCUUUAUCUGUUUGUUAUAAAAAGAGAAAACAAGAUGAAAUCCUACAACACAAUGGGAAGCGUUUACCAAGCCCAUACUUCCAAAUCUUCUACUCCCAACAUAAUCGUAGACCUCAAAGUGAUCAUCCAUGAGACUGUCACCAUCCUCCCACCUCAACAAACCGAAAAACGGUCCAUGUUCUUAUCGAACAUCGACCAAGUUCUCAACUUUAACGUUGAAACGGUCCAUUUCUUCGUAGCACACCCUGAAUUCCCCCCAGAAUCGGUGGCAGAAAAGCUUAAAUCUGCUCUAAGUAAGGCGUUGGUGCCUUAUGAUUUCCUGGCAGGGAGGUUGAGGCUGAACCCUGAGUCGCAGCGGUUUGAGUUCGAUUGCAAUGGGGCCGGGGCUCAGUUCGUGGUGGGUUCGAGUGAGUUUGAGUUGGGUGAGAUUGGUGACUUGGUAUAUCCGAACCCUGGGUUCAGACAGUUGGUUCAAAAGAGCUAUGAUGACGUGGCUAUGCAUGAUCGACCCGUAUGCAUUUUGCAGUUGACAUCCUUCAAGUGUGGUGGAUUUGCAUUAGGAGUGGCAACAAAUCAUGCAACUUUUGAUGGCAUAAGCUUUAAAACAUUUCUUGAAAAUCUUGCUUCUUUAGCAGCUGGUAAACCACUCGCCACCGUUCCCUGCAACGACCGCUACCUCUUGGCUGCAAGAUCACCGCCACAGAUCCAGUUCGACCACCCGGAACUAGUCAAAAUCCCCACCGGAGUAGACCUCCCAAAGCCCACAGUUUUUGAUUGCCCUGAAGGUCAACUUAACUUCAAGAUCUUCAAUCUCACCUCAAAUGACAUAGCCCGUCUGAAAAAGAAAGCCAAAGAUGGGUGGUCGGGGGGCUCAAGCAAUGCCAAAAUCACAGGUUUCAAUGUGGUUGCAGCCCAUGUAUGGCGGUGCAAAGCUUUGUCAUCAGGGUCGGACUAUGACCCGGAAAGGGUAUCCACGGUUCUAUACGCUGUAGACAUCCGGUCAAGGUUGAACCUGCCAUCAUCAUUAGCUGGCAAUGCGGUUCUUAGUGCAUAUGCAUCGGCUCGUUGCAAAGAGAUUGAAGAAGCACCGUUGGUAAAACUAGUGGAACUAGUGACCCAAGGUACAAAUAGAAUGACGGGUGAGUAUGCUCAAUCGGUGAUUGAUUGGGGUGAGGUGAAUAAAGGAUUUCCAAAUGGGGAGUUUCUGAUAUCAUCAUGGUGGCGGUUAGGCUUUGCUGAUGUGGAAUACCCCUGGGGGAAACCCAGAUACAGUUGUCCCGUGGUUUAUCACAGGAAAGAUAUAAUAUUGCUAUUUCCAGACAUUGUUGGUUCAAGCGACAACAAUGAAGUCAAUGUGUUGGUGGCUUUGCCUAGCAAAGAAAUGGAAAAGUUUGAGGUCUUGUUUCAUAAGUUGUUGGCCUAAUCAUUAUGAAGCAUAAUAUAUAUAUUCAACUACUUAAGGUUUAUGUCUUUCAAGACAUAAGAAUAUAUAAUGAUUAUGAAGCAUAAUAUAUAUAUUCAACUACUUAAGGUUUAUGUCUUUCAAGACAUAAGAAUAUAUCUAUAUGUUUUAUACUAUUGAAAGAUGCUAUGGCCGGUGGUGGUGUUGUAUAUGGAUUUUGAAUUUCUUAUUUGAUGAUUCGUGAGUAAAA